GCCGGGCACCAGGCAGGCCAUGGUGAGCCCGAACCAGCCCAGCUGGCCCCGGACAAGUGACCCAGGAUCCCAGCCCACCCUCUGUCAUGAAAAUCCUUCCUUUGCUCCUUGUUCUCCUCUUGGUGGCAUUUCAGGGAGCUGCAGGGCUGUCCCCGGUUGGAGCAUCAGCCCAGGAGUGCGAGCGCCGCGGGGGAUUCUGCUCCCACCGCUCCUGCCCGCCGGGGAUCGGCCGCAUCGGCCUCUGCUCCGAGCGGGAAUUCUGCUGUCGGAUGCGCUGGUAUUCCUGAUGGGCUCCUGGAUCCCUGAGCAGGACACCAGCCCGUCGGGAUGAUGCUGCCCGGAGGCACCAAGCACAGCCAGACCUGGAUCCCAUGGGAAUCCCAUCCCCUAGUGUCCCCAAUACAAGCUGGAUGCAGGCAAAGAGGGGGAUUCUGCACUUAUGGGAGAUGCAACUUCCCUGCAAGACCCAUUGGAAGAUGCACACUGUAUAGUGUGUGCUGCAAGAGAUAAGUGUCUGGGGCUGAGACCCUGAAAUUCCCAAGCAGGACAUGACCCUCGCUUCUGGCUGCUGGACCCAUCUGCUGAUGUCCCC
Melozone crissalis (California towhee) is the source of this 592-nucleotide messenger RNA. Its product is annotated as gallinacin-5-like. Gene Ontology annotation, biological process: defense response to bacterium; cell chemotaxis. The record is from RefSeq and is a predicted model, not a curated record. Gene Ontology annotation, molecular function: CCR6 chemokine receptor binding; chemoattractant activity. Gene Ontology annotation, cellular component: extracellular region. The coding region runs from base 87 to 287 and encodes 66 amino acids. Lineage: Eukaryota; Metazoa; Chordata; Aves; Passeriformes; Passerellidae. The transcript is spliced from 6 exons.